Messenger RNA from Talaromyces proteolyticus, 2166 nucleotides. RefSeq names its product putative C2H2 transcription factor. Gene Ontology annotation, biological process: regulation of transcription by RNA polymerase II. Gene Ontology annotation, cellular component: nucleus. The record is from RefSeq and is a predicted model, not a curated record. Bases 1 to 2166 code for a protein of 721 amino acids. Lineage: Eukaryota; Fungi; Ascomycota; Eurotiomycetes; Eurotiales; Trichocomaceae. The transcript is spliced from 3 exons.
AUGCUCCUUCAUCCUACUCUACAAGAUCAACAGCUUCCUCCAAACUUCCUCUACGACUCUCAGCAGUCGUUCAUUACCGACGACCAACACCAACCCUCUCUGGAGUCGCCUUUCCACUCUCCAUCGCGAGUACACUUCUCGCCCUCGUCGGGCUCCACCUCGCCUACCUUUUCGUCGCCGGUCUUCUCGACGACGCGCUCGCCAGUGACCACCGUUUCGGGCGACUUCCCAACAACUUUUGAGGGAAGUCUGCUCGAAGCACAGCCCAUGAGCGUCGUCUCAUCAUACGACCCUUCCUUCCACAGCAGCUCACAGAUUGCCCCUGCGCCGUAUCCUGCGACGCAGUACUCGACAUCGUCGUUUCCAACAGACGCCCCCAUGCUAGCACAGCAGGGAAUGGUUGCCAACACACACUCCUGGGACAGCGACGCCGCCAACAUCCAGCUGCUUAGCCCAGCGCAUGCACAAAACGGCCUCGCCCGACGGACUGGCUUCCAAAGUGUACAUAAGAGAGCUGCUUCCGGAUCCUCCGGCAAGACGGGAUCGAAUUCGCCACAUGCACCUGCCCUGAGAAAUCAGCACAGCUCUUCCCUGGGUAGUGUAGCUGAAAACUUCCAGAACUCGAACAAGUCGCUGCCUACUCCUGUCCAGACGCCAGUUCACAAUUCUUUCCUGGCCCCAGCCUUCCAAAACUACGACCCCUCUGGCCAGAACGGCGAUAAUGUGGUAGUCGAACAGGCAAUGCGACAGGCAGUCAUGGAGCAACAGCAUCCCAAGCCACAGCAGGCAGCAGCGGAUGACGAAGGCUCAUUCCAUUACUCUAUGGCGCCGUCAGUGUCGAGUCUGAGUCAUCAAAAUUCCCCUGUGACUCCUCAAACUACAUAUGACGAGUUCGAUGACGGAUCGAAGGCGAUUGUCCAUGGUGAGGACCGAUUUCUUGACUUUGACCGCUGGAUGGAUGAUUACUUACAAUUCGAUGCGCUUCCAGACUUUAACGGUCAAGGAGUGGCUGCGAUACCCGUUGGGGUGCCUAAGCUGAACCGGACCAUCUCCGAUGUCUACCAAGACGAACUCUACAAUACUACCGUGAUGCCUACACCCCAAGUGCGAAAGAACCCUCAUCAGCAGCUUCUUACUGCGCCGUAUCGGAAUCUCUUUGCCGACCGCCUCAACGCUGCCAACCAGGGCCACCUCUCUGCUCGAUCGCAAUCACCUGUCAAUAACGCGAUAAACCGGGAACGAUCACCUUUCCGUCACGGGUCGCCACUCGCUUCCGAAUUCCGUGGUUCCCGUCUCCAGACCUCAUCCGGGCUAGGGUCAGCUCUGCAAUUGCCUAACGCCAAUGGGAUGAAUCUACAGGCGGACAAUGCUGGUGAAGUCAAGACCAUCUCUCCCAAGGAUGCUCUUCUGGAGUAUCACGAGGGACCUGACGAGUCCGCCAACGGGCUGCCUUCGCUGUUCCCAUCCAACGACUUCGUCAGCGCAGGCAACCUGGCAUCUCGUCGAUCGAGUUCUAGCACUUUCCAGCCUACACUACCAUACACGCAGAUGGAAUCAUUCUCGAACCAAUACGUUACGCAAGCUGCCAAUCUUCAACAGCAGUUGAACUACUUGCAACAGCCACAGACUCGUCACACCAACGACAGUCUGAUCCAGCAGACACCUGAAUUUCCGGUGUCCUUGACUACGAUGGAAUCUACCAAGAGCGAAUCGGUUUCACUUGAUACGAAGCGCCCUGAGGACACCUCUUCCGACUCGGGUACCUAUUCCUGCACCUAUCACGGCUGCACUCUACGGUUUGAGUCGCCAGCUAAGCUACAGAAACACAAGCGCGAAGCUCAUCGCCAAGCUGUUGCCGGCCAACCCGGGGCAGUGGCUCGUGAGCAUAGCACCUCGUUGGCGCUACGCAAUUCACAGGCUGGCCCCCACAGGUGCAAGCAGAUCAAUCCUUCGACGGGCAAGCCAUGCAACUCUAUUUUCUCACGGCCAUACGACUUGACUCGGCAUGAGGACACGAUACACAAUGCGCGCAAGCAGAAGGUGCGCUGCCAUCUUUGCACGGAAGAAAAGACCUUCUCGCGCAACGACGCGCUCACCCGUCACAUGCGCGUGGUGCAUCCUGAGGUCGACUGGCCGGGCAAGCAGCGACGCAAGGGCCGGGAUUGA